AUGGGCGACUCUUUGAAACGACAUGAUAUUCUAUAUUUUACUUGGAUGCAGCAGAGAGGAAGGAAGGUGUUCAGGCUGGACAGGUCAUGUAGCAGCAUGAUGCUGGUGUCCCAAGCUGGAAGAGCACAAAACUACAGCAAGUUUUCCUGUUUCUGGGAGACAGAGCCUGUAGGCUGUAGGAGGAUAAGCUGUGACUUCUUUCACAGAAAACCUCGUAAUAUAAAUGGACUUUAUUUGCCACCUAGUAACAAUGUCCCAUUGAAACAGGAUGUCCAAGGAGGCAUUCUGCAUCCAGCCCAUCGUCAGGACUCACUCAGAAAUCAAGACAAUGUUUUAGUACCAAUUCAUCCUCCACUGAUUAUAAACCUCAGUGAUGAAGAGGAUGAUGAAGAGGAUGAUGAAGAUGAUGAUGACGAGGAUGACAACUAUGUUUCUACCUGGAUGCCUAAGACUGUUAUAGAUAUUGAAGAGGAAAGAGCAAUAAGGGAUAUAUGCUAUAAAUCUGGAGAGUACUAUGGGAUUCAGAACCCUUAUAAACACCAAUCAACAAAAACUGUGUCUUCACCAUGGCAAGAUGAGUUAUUACCCUUGGAAACUACUGAGCAAAACUUGCAGAAAGGUGAUGGCAACACGAUUCCUAUAAGAUUUAAUAAUACAAGAAAAGAAAAGGAGAGUUCAGAAAGGAGACUAUCAAUAGAGAGUAUUCCCAGAACAGACCUUAAAUCCUUUGACAGUGGAGGAGGUGGUGGUUCUGUGAUACAGAGGAGCGCAUUUAUUGAUGGAAACAGAUUUGAGGCACUACCUAGGGAAAAAGAACCAAUUAUAUCGAAGUAUUCCAAUGUGAAAGAAACAAACUACACUGAACUGGUAAAGAACCACCACUUUAAGGAAGUAAAGGAAAAUAAAAGGAUUUCUGAGGAGCGAAGAAAUUCUACUAGUGCAGUAACUGGCAAAGGAAUUCACACUCCAGACCCCAAAGGAAAACCAGGUUAUCAACAAAGGGGUCAAAGUAAGGACGAUGAAACUGCUUCUUCCAGUCCAUAUGGGAGAGACACUGGAAGAUACAAUCAUUUAAAUUCUCCAGAACCUCGACGAUCAGCUUAUGUCGUCUACCGGACUGUCACUCAAAAACCAAAAUUCAAUGGACCUACAGCAACACCUGAGUCCUAUGGUCAGAAAGGCUCCAAACAAAAGAAUCAGCCUGACGCCAAUAGGAGAUUUUGGACACAAACAGAAAACUAUGGCAAAUAUACUUCAGGAUCUUCUAAUUCACCAGCUUGGAGGAAAAGAAAUCCACAAGCAAAACCAUUCUCUAAAUUUAAAAUAACCACUCAGAAUAAAGAAGACAUGGAAGUGAAUAAAAAAGGAGAAAAAGAAACCUGUAAAGGGAAAUAAGGAAAUGAUCAACUCGGAUGUGAUAGACGAUGAAGAAAGAUGAAGAAACUGCAAAUUCCAAAAAGAAGGUGCAGGAAGGAAGCAC
This is a messenger RNA of Zonotrichia leucophrys gambelii, 1480 nucleotides long. It is a transcript of the gene ZC3H11D, whose product is annotated as chromosome 1A C12orf50 homolog. The transcript is spliced from 12 exons. NCBI's taxonomy places the organism in Eukaryota, Metazoa, Chordata, Aves, Passeriformes, Passerellidae. The record is from RefSeq and is a predicted model, not a curated record. Bases 1 to 1395 code for a protein of 464 amino acids.